AUGUCUGAUAUACUUAGUAUACCCUCGGUGGAAACAGAAGACGGAGUCGUGCAGUAUCUGAUUCAAUUGAAGGUACCACUACGUCAGAUCAAUGUCAAUCGAAGGUACUCUGAGUUCCAACAGCUAUUGGAACAACUCAGUAGCGAGGCAGGCAUUAAAAGCUCGGAUUUCCCUUAUAAGUUACCCCCAAAGAGAUGGAUCAAAUUAAACACAGAACUGCUCAUAGAAGAAAGACGUCGUGAAUUAGCACAGUUUUUGAAUCUGUUGAUCCGAGAUCCAGAGUUCCAGAACAACGACCAUGUUCGAUCGUUUCUUAGACUACCUCAAAGCUUUAGAUUCACAGCUGCCGUAUUCAAGCAACAGAAUAGGGAAGGCAAUAAUAAUGAUAUUGUUGAUCUCAAUUCUAUAAAUAUAGAUAGUUCUGUGUGGUUAGAGGUUGUACGUUUGACGGAUUCUCGUAUAAGAACCAUUGGUAAUGAAUUGAAGACUAGCACCGACACACUGUACACCAUAUCUAUUCGACAAGAGAUGAUGCGUCUGAUUCGACCUACUAUAGAGAAACUACAGAAAACCUUGGUCGAAAAGGAGUUGUCAUCCAAUGAAUACAGAAGACGUAAGGCGUUGCUUACUAGACUACAGGAAAGCGUACAGUUGCUUUCUGAAGACUUGAACAAGAGCUUCCAGCCACAACAGCCACUGCAAAAAGAUUUAAAUGAUAGACAUACAUUAUUGCUGAGUGGAUCAAGACCUGGAGGCAGAAGAGUAUUAGGUGGACCAAUAGAAGAAACGAAACAGACUAUGGCAUUGAAUAGCCAGGAACUACUACAACUUCAAAAGCAAAUUCAGAAUAAUCAAGAUCAAGAGGUCUUACAAUUACGAGGAGCCAUUGCUCGUCAGAAGCAGAUAAGCACAGCCAUCUAUAAUGAGGUUGAAGAGCAGAACCAAUUGCUAGAUAUGUUGCAUUCGGAUUUAGAUGUCUCUUCUGAUAAGCUAGCUAAAGCCCGAGCUAAGGCUCGGAACAUUCUUUGA
Messenger RNA from Lizanozyma spartinae, 1029 nucleotides. RefSeq lists its product as uncharacterized. NCBI's taxonomy places the organism in Eukaryota, Fungi, Ascomycota, Pichiomycetes, Serinales, Debaryomycetaceae. The transcript has a single exon. Gene Ontology annotation, biological process: retrograde transport, endosome to Golgi. The record is from RefSeq and is a predicted model, not a curated record. The coding region runs from base 1 to 1029 and encodes 342 amino acids. Gene Ontology annotation, molecular function: phosphatidylinositol binding.